GCAUGUCUGCACCUCAUCAGUGGCAGUCCCCUACCCCAGCUCACCUCGGGCCCUCAUCCCCUCCAAGUGGUGCGGUCAGUCAAGCCGCUUGGGAUCACAGUGGACGACCAGCUGACAUGGAAGCAGCAUAUCACUGCCACAGUUAGGGUGGCAGCCUACAGACUUUACAUGCUACGCAGACUCAAAUCGCUGGGCACACCAGCAGUGAAGUUAAAAGGGGCAUACCUAACCUUUAUUCUGCCAAGAUUCAUGUAUGCCUCACCAGCCUGGUCCUCCGGUCUCGAUCACCGCCACUCAACGGCAGCAGCUAGAGGAUGUACAAAAAAGGGUAUGCAGGAUCAUCUUUGGCCCUGCCUUCACUAAUUAUGACCACGCCCUGACCACUCUGAAUCUUUCCAGACUGUCUAAUCAAACACCGAGAGGCCCUGAAGAAACUAGGCAUAAGUCUACUAUGUCACCUGUGGUUUCGCCACCUGCUCCCCUGCCACCCUUGCCCUGUCCACACCACACGUCACAACAAUGUCGUCAUGCCCAUAAGGGCCCCUCGCACCGACCGCUAUCAAAACUGCGCGAUACCCGCCAUGGUACAAACCAUAAACCACUAGGCUGGAACAUAAUUAGUACAUGUGGGAAAAGAAUAAUAAGUUUGCAAUAUUAAUGUGUCAGACUACAUAGGAUGUAGGGAAAAAAAUGAAGAGAAAUUUUAAACAAUAAAAUAUUCAAAGUAGGACUGGUAGAUAUGGAAAUAAGUAUUAUGACAAGAUCAUCAUGUUAAUGUAAUACUAUGACAAAUAUUCGACAAAACACAAAGUUAUAAAACUAAAUUUCAGUCAAGAUUCUAGCCACAUUAGGCUUGAGGCAAGCCUUGCUGGUCUGGGUUGCAACUGACAUUGACCCAUUUUCAUGUUGAGAUCAAGUUAUGAGCUAUGAAAGAUCGGAAACUUACGAGAUUACUUACGGCUAGGCUAUCUUGGGUGGCCGCUUCCAUAUAGGCGUAUUUAUAUACGAAUGAAGCUACGUAUACAAGUUUGAUACUAAGAAACAAUUAUUUCCCAUAUAAUAAAUACGAACGUAAUGUUUGGAUGUGAAGUUAUUUAUCAUGAAGUAGUUGAUGCGAUUACCACAUUCUCUUUUUAGCAUAAAAUGCUGCGCCGCUCCAAUGCUCAGUAGGCAAGUUAGACCUGUAAAAUGUGUUUCGAGGCCGAAAAAAAAAAAAAAAAAAAAAUCACACAAGAGGGUGUUUGUGAUCACAUUAUAGAACAUAGACAUAGUGUCUAGUAAGUAUUCAAGUAUUGUAAUGUUCUAUAAAGAUACGGUACAUCCACUAUCAACAUCACAUAGAAACCACAAUUUUCUCUACAAUCUCCCGUCGGUGCAGUCUCUCGCAAUUCCAUAGUCACCACAGUUCUUCACAGAGACACAGGAAUGCCGAUCAGUCAUGAGUUCAAAGUAAUAGGGAGUGGAAUGCACUGGUGGGGCCAGGUUAACUUGGUGUUGGUCACAAUAACAACGUUACAGGGGAACGCCAAGAUGACCAUCACUACCACCACUGCCGCCGAGAUGUUCCGCGCUCUGCGUUGGCCCAACGCCACGGUGCCUGUGGAAGUGUCGGAAGGAGUCCUCACCUCUUCCAACGUGCAUGACCUAUACGCAGCCAUGCAUCACCUUAACAACCUCACGUGCCUAAGGUUCGUCAAUGCGACGCAACACCAGUACCGCGUGCUGGUGGUGUCUUCGACAGGUUGUGGCAGCCUCGUUGGGUAUGUGGGAGUGGGAGAGUAUCAGAAGUUAUUCCUGGGCGCUUCAUGCUUCUUAAAGAGGGGCAUCGUACUACAUGAACUGCUACACGUAGCCGGUCUCUUUCAUGAGCAUACGCGCCCAGACCGUGAUCAGUACGUGCGAGUGGUUUGGACCAACAUCCAUAAGGAUAAACAUAAGAACUUUGCUGUGCCACCGUGGAUGAAGAGUAGCCCUGGUCUCGUAACGUUCGGGCUUCCAUACGACUUUGGGAGCUUGCUUCAUUACGGUCUCAAAGUGUUUACAAUGGAUCAAGAACGACCAAGCAUGGUGCUGCAACGACCUCAUGAGUACACGGGGCUCGUGGGCCAGAGGGAUGCACCUUCAAGGACUGAUGUAGCCCGCGUGAAUCGCCUUUAUGAGUGUUGGAACCACUACCUGGGUGAUGAUCUGCCUGGAGCCAAGACCUACCUCGUCUGGCAUGCUGCAACACUCAACCUCGAGGUCUCUCACUCCCACACCUCGGACAAAGAAAUCUGAGGAGCCAGUCAGGGAUGUUUGAGUUAAAUUUCUGUAGUGCAAGUUGCAUACUUAUGAAUAUUUUUUUUAUUGCAAUGUGGUGUUUGCAUAUUUUUUUUUCCUUAAAAAUAAACAUAACGAUAGUAAAAAUGUGUUUUCUCUGCUUUGACAUGACAUUAUUGUAAGGCACGCCACCGGCAUAACUGAUUGCUAAAACCAGCAUUAACCACAUGCCAAUAGGCUUACCAUCUACACACACACACACACACCCAAGAGAGAGAGAGAGAGAGAGAGAGAGAGAGAGAGAGAGAGAGAGAGAGAGAGAGAGAGAGCUGGUAAUCGUGACUUACGUGUAUUGAAAAUUUGUGGUUUUGCGUUUUGGGAACAAUUUUCACAUUCACAAUAUUACUUGCUGAUGUUUCUUGACUAAGACACGAAGCUGCUGUCAUGAUAACAUUCAAUCUUUCAUCUUAAUGUAUGUCACAUUUAUAAAAUAUCGGAAAAGAAAAAAAAGGUCUCAUAAAGUGACUCAAAAUAUAUAAAAACCAAAGCUGAACUUUCGAAGACGAGUAAAUAUGAUCAUCUGAAUUUUCUUGAUUGGAAAAAAUAUUGAUUCAGCAAAAAAAAAAAAAAAA
This is a messenger RNA of Portunus trituberculatus (swimming crab), 2891 nucleotides long. Its product is annotated as low choriolytic enzyme-like. NCBI's taxonomy places the organism in Eukaryota, Metazoa, Arthropoda, Malacostraca, Decapoda, Portunidae. Gene Ontology annotation, biological process: proteolysis. The record is from RefSeq and is a predicted model, not a curated record. Gene Ontology annotation, molecular function: zinc ion binding; metalloendopeptidase activity. Bases 1426 to 2277 code for a protein of 283 amino acids. The transcript has a single exon.